Messenger RNA from Sturnus vulgaris (Common starling), 948 nucleotides. NCBI's taxonomy places the organism in Eukaryota, Metazoa, Chordata, Aves, Passeriformes, Sturnidae. The record is from RefSeq and is a predicted model, not a curated record.
AUGGCCACUCACCUGGAGCUGCCCACUGGUGGCAGGAUGCCCAUCCUGGGACUGGGCACCUGGCAGGUACCUGCUGGAGCGGCCAGGGAGGCAGUGAAGUUUGCCAUCGAUGUUGGGUACCGCCACUUGGACUGCGCCUUCCUGUACCACAACGAGAGCGACAUCGGGGAUGCUCUGAGACAAAAAAUCCAGGAGGGCGUGGUGAGGAGAGAAGAGCUCUUCAUCGUCAGCAAGCUGUGGUCCACCUUCCACGAGAGAUCCCUGGUGAAGGAGGCGUGCCAGAAAACACUUGCUGCCCUCCAGCUGGAUUAUUUGGAUCUCUACCUGAUGCACUGUCCCAUGGGAUUCAAGGCAGGAGAGGAGUUAUUUCCUGCAGAUGGAAAUGGCAUGAUCAUUCCCAGCAAUACAGAUUUUCUGGAUACGUGGGAGGCUAUGGAAGAGCUCGUGGAUGUGGGAAUGGUGAAGGCUAUUGGAGUCUCCAACUUCAACCACAAACAGAUCCAUCAGCUCCUGAGCAAACCAGGCUUAAGACACAGACCUGUAAAUAAUCAGAUUGAGAGCCACCCCUAUCUUCCUCAGGAAGAGCUGAUUAAGUUUUGCCAAUCCAAAGGGAUCUCUGUCACUGCAUAUUGUCCCCUUGGAGCACCCAACUGGCCAAGGUCCAAGCCUGACCAUAUUUCCCUUCUUGAUGAUCCUCAAAUUAAGGAAAUUGCACUCAAGCAUAACAAAACCCCAGCUCAGGUGCUUAUCCGGCUCCAAAUUCAAAGAAAUGUGAGUGUAAUUCCCAAAUCUGUCACUCCACAGAGGAUUGAAGAAAAUUUUAAGGUGUUUGACUUUGAACUGGCUCAGGAGGACAUGGAGACCCUCCUUGGAUUUAAGAAGCGCUAUCGCAUCUGUGCCUUAAGCGAAUGCAAAAAUCACAAGGACUAUCCUUUUAUUGAAGACUGA